Oldenlandia corymbosa var. corymbosa is the source of this 1774-nucleotide messenger RNA. NCBI's taxonomy places the organism in Eukaryota, Viridiplantae, Streptophyta, Magnoliopsida, Gentianales, Rubiaceae. The record is from the annotation of a GenBank genome assembly.
CUUAAAUUACUAGAAAUGAGUAGUAUAUAUAUAAUCCAUUCAUGGUACUUACAAGAAAGGGCCUCAUGGUAGGAAGGAAAAAAAAAAAAAAGAAGAAAUCAGAUAAAGACACACACAAAUGAAAAUAGGAAAUAGAUAGCUUUGGGUUUAUUUGAAAAAUGAUGAAAUGAAGUCAGGUUGACAGUAUGAUGAUGGAUAUCUGAGUUCCAUCUACUAGUAUUUUUUUAUAAUUGAUGAUUGUGUUGUCUUUGCAUUAUUGCCGUCGAUCUUUCCCGGCCGCUUCCGAUUUCAAUCUUUUUCGCCCUUCAUCAUCUUAAUAUAUAAAUAAUUUUCGGUUACUUCUUCAAUUCCGAAUCUUAAAAAUAUAUCCUCAUUUCAAUUCCAAUCAUCGACUCUGCCCCCUCUUACCAUUUUAUAAUUUUGCUCACUACUUUACUUACUAUACUACUACUGCUGCUACUCCCACCUUUCUUUUCUUUUUAAUUCUUUUGCACUUUAGGGUUUCUCCUCCCCGAACUUUCCCUUCCGUCCCAGAAUUAAUUUUCUUCUUCUUCUGAUUCUUCUCCUUCGUGAGCAAUUCCCAAUUACUGCUAACUUGCGCGCUCAACAUAUCGAACUGAAAACAAGAUCAGCAUCGUCGGGUGGAGAAAAUCGUAUUCAGAAAUUUCGGGAUUUCGAAUCUUCUUCCAAGGUUGAUUAAUUAGCAGCAUUGGAUUGUGAACUUGGGACUUUUAACCAGGGUUUUCUUCUACAAGGAAUAUACAUGGCUUCAUCAUCCAGCUUUUCCAACUCUCCCUGUGCUGCCUGCAAGUUCUUACGGAGGAAAUGCCUGCCAGGAUGCAUUUUUGCACCCUAUUUCCCUCCAGAGGAGCCACAGAAGUUUGCCAAUGUGCACAAGAUAUUUGGCGCAAGCAAUGUGAGUAAACUCCUCAAUGAAAUCCAGCCUCAUCAGCGAGAAGAUGCCGUGAACUCUCUCGCUUAUGAAGCCGAAGCACGGUUGAAAGAUCCCGUGUACGGCUGUGUUGGAGCCAUUUCCGUUCUCCAGAGGCAAGUGCUUCGUCUUCAGAAAGAGUUGGACGCCACAAAUGCUGACAUAAUGAAGUAUGCAACCAAUACGUUUCCGGGAAAUAACAGUGGCGUAAGGGCAGCAGGUAGUUCUUUUGGUCAAAUUUAUGAAUAUGAUCAGUAUCCUCCUCCUUCUUGGAACAAUAGUUUCUCAUCAUCAUCGGCAGGUCAUCCUUAUGACACGGCUGGGGACAAUAACACUUGAAUGCACAUUUUUAAUGCUUAAUUUGGUGGCAGGGAUUCAGGAGUUUCAUUAGCUGCUGCAAGUAUAUAUCCAUAUAUAACUCAGCUUAUCUUAGAGAUCGAAUAAAGGGGAUCUUGGAGUUUGAAUCUCUCACCAGCCUCAGAAAUGGAACAGCCCUUAUUCCGGUAUAACCAAAUAUAAUUAGUUUUAUUGUAAACUUCUAUGUAUGUGUAUGCAUAUAUAGUGUUAGGUCCUAUUGAUCGAUGUAAUAAGGUCAUAUAUAUAUUGAACCAUAAAAGCUAGGCAGUUAGAUUCAUGCCGCUAGCUAGCUACUUCUUAGUGUCCCUUUUUUUGAAAGGGGUAUGUACACAAAUAUAGACAUAUAGGGAUUUUACUCUACUGGGGGAAUCCGGGAUUGAUUAAUUUAAUUAAGUUUUUGUGGAUGGAAUGUAUGUGACCAAAUUAAUGGUUAGCUGCUGGUUAUAUUAUAGCCUGAUCACCUAAUCCAUCUAUCAUGUGCAUGCC